Diabrotica virgifera virgifera (western corn rootworm) is the source of this 1221-nucleotide messenger RNA. RefSeq lists its product as uncharacterized. The record is from RefSeq and is a predicted model, not a curated record. The transcript has 2 exons. Bases 1 to 1221 code for a protein of 406 amino acids. Lineage: Eukaryota; Metazoa; Arthropoda; Insecta; Coleoptera; Chrysomelidae.
AUGACUAGCUUAGCUAACAAUAUAAGAACCAGAGGUUCAUAUAAAGGUAAGUUAACAAUUUUAGAGAGCUUUGUAAAUUUAUUAAAAAAUGCUACACCAGCUAGCAAACCUGAAAUGUCAGAAGUUCAAUUGAGAUAUGACUCUGGUAGCAAUCUGUUAGCUGAAUUUGAAGAGGUCCAACUACAAAUUGAGAUUGCUGUCAGUGAAGAUAAAUUGCAAGAACAAAUUGACGAAAGAGAUGCUUUCGAAAACAGGUAUUUUAAAGCAAUUAGUUUUUUAAAAGACUACAUUAGCACCAAUACUGUAAUUAAUACAUUGCCUUCUAUUUCUACACCACAUGCAGACUCGUUAAAUCAUAUUUUAAUCCCAAAAAUGAAAUCAAAUAUUUUUAAAGGAGACUUUCAACAUUGGCUUGAGUUCAAAACGACAUUUAUUAGUGUAGUUCAUUCAAAUACCACACUUCCAGAUAUUCAUAAAUUUCAACUUUUGAGACAAUCUGUCGAUGGAUAUGCCAAAGCCAAACGCAUUGUUGACAAAGUUGAAUUCUCGGGAAAUUAUUAUCAGACCGCUUGGGAUGCACUCUGUAUGCGGUAUGAUAAUAAAAAGUUAUUAGUUAAUAAACAUAUUAAAGCUAUUUUUAAUUUAGAUUCGAUCCAAAAAGAAUCACCUAACCAUUUAAGGGAUUUAUUAGACAGUGUCUCGGAUAGUAUGUCAUCCAUUGACAGUUUAAAAAUUACAAAAAGUAGUUUAUCUGACCUUUUGUUGAUUUAUAUUAUUUCCAAUAAACUAGAUAGACAAACUUAUAGAGAAUGGAAGGAAUGCCAUAUUAAAGAAGAGCUUCCUACUUUGGCAGAGUUUUUUAAUUUUCUAAAAGUAAAAGUAGACACUUUGGAAGAGAUUCAAGACCAAAGUAGUCAAAAACCUAAUAAUAAUUAUAAUAAUAAUUCUAGUUUUAAUAAUUAUAAACAUGCAAACCGUGAUAGUCGAGGUGAGUAUCAAAAAAGAGUAUUCCAAGUUAAUGCAGCAGAUAGGACUUGCGUUUUGUGUAAAGGUAACCAUUUAAUAUACUCAUGCAUCGAAUUCCUUAAAUUAGAUACAAAAGAACAUUUAUACCAAAUAGACAUUACCAAGAAAAAUAGUGCAAUGCGGCAAUAUAGCGUCUGUUACUUCCCUGUGCUUUGUAUUCGAACACCCAAAGGUGGAGAUAUGAAGUUACUAUAG